CGCGAUCUAUUUUUACAAAUUCGUUGGAUGGUACGAUCGAUUUGUCGCGCAACGUGCGCAUUUCUCACCCCUAUAUAAUUUUCCACCAGUUCCCGACCAUAUUGCACAAACAAUUGCACAAAAAACAACCAUGCCCGGGUCUCGAAAAAUGAUUUUGAAGCACGUCAUGUCUGGAAUUUGUUCAAAAAUGAACCGGACCAAGCAACUGCCUUCUGACGUUAUGGAGACUCCUCUCAACCGCUGCCUUAACACUUUUGACAUCACUUUACUAGGGGUUGGUCAUAUGGUGGGGACGGGAAUCUACGUCCUGGCGGGCACCGUGGCCAAGGAGAAGGCCGGUCCUGGCAUAAUCCUUUCGUUUCUUUUAGCAGGCCUGGCGAGCCUGCUGUCGGCCCUUUGUUACGCCGAAUUCGGGACGAGGGUGCCUAAAGCCGGCUCUGCCUAUGUCUACACUUACAUCAGCAUAGGCGAGUUCUGGGCCUUCGUCAUCGGCUGGAACAUCCUCCUGGAGCACAUGAUCGGCGCCGCGUCCGUAGCUCGCGCCUGGUCCGGGUACGUAGACUCCCUCUUCGGCGGCGUGAUCAGCAACACCACCAUCUCCAUCACCGGCGAACUCCACGAGCAGCUCCUCAGCCGCUACCCCGACUUCCUCGCCUUCAGCGUGUGCAUCGUGUACGCCCUCCUGCUGGGCAUCGGCGCCAAAGGCUCGGCCAUCGUCAACAGCCUCCUCACCAUCAUCAACCUGGCCGUCAUGGGGCUCGUCAUCACCGUGGGCUUCUACUACGCCGACGAGCAGAACUGGACGUCUUCACGUGGCGGUUUCCUGCCCUUCGGCUUCGGCGGCGUGAUCGCAGGCGCCGCCACCCUGUUCUACGCCUUCGUGGGCUUCGACAGCAUCGCCACGUCCGGAGAGGAGGCCAAAAACCCCUCCUUCUCGAUCCCCAUGGCCACGGUCCUCUCCAUGGGCAUUGUCACCCUUGGCUACAUCCUAGUUUCGGCUGCUCUGACUCUCUUAGUGCCAUACUACGAGAUUAACGCCAAUGCCGCCCUCCCGGAGGCCUUCAGCCACGUGGGGAUGCACUGGGUCAAGUACGUCGUCUCCCUGGGGGCCAUCUGCGGCAUGACGACCACGCUCUUCGGCUCGCUGUUUUCGCUCCCCAGGUGCAUGUACGCCAUGGCCGUGGACGGCCUCCUCUUCAGCUUCCUCGGCAAUGUCAACUCCAAGACCCAACUACCCCUCACGAACUUGGUCAUUUCGGGCCUAUUCUCGGCCUUGAUCGCCCUAUUAUUCGACUUGCAAAUUCUAGUCGAGUUCAUGUCAAUUGGCACGCUUCUAGCCUACACUAUAGUGAGCGCUUGCGUCAUUAUUCUGCGCUAUAGGCCCACCUAUGAACCGGUCAAACCGGCCUCGACCCCGGCCUCUGAAAUUUCCGCCUCUACUUCGGAACUGACAACACCUGGCUCAGAAAUAGUCACUCUGGUGGGCACCUUGCGGGUGCAGUACAGCUGGAUGGGCCCGAUUUUCGGGCACUGCGAGCCCGGCUCUGUAGUCACAGCGUCCGUUUUUGUCUAUACGACGUUCAGUGCUGCCCUCUGUAUCCUCUUCCAAGUCUCGUCGUCCGACCUUAAGAACGGCAUUUGGUGGACUGUUAUCCUGGCCAGUUUCUUCAUCUUCAUCAUGGUGGCCUCCCUCGUGGUCAUAAUAGCCCACCACCAGAGUGCCACCGGGUUGCGGUUCAAGGUACCAAUGGUACCGCUGAUCCCGGCUUUGAGCAUUCUGUGCAACAUCGAGUUUAUGGUCCAUUUGAACGUCCUGACCUGGCUCCGGUUUUUCGUCUGGAUGAUUCUAGGGAUGUUGGUCUAUUUCCUAUAUGGGAUCCACCACAGUAAGGAAGGGGAAGGUAACUCGAGCUAUUCCAUUCUGAUGACUUCUUCCGAAGCCGUGAAGGAGAAAUGGGGUUCCACUACUAAGACUAACUUUAAAGGCGCGUUCACGAGGAGGAAAUCGUCAAGUGGGGACCGAAGUGCCAUUAUCGAUGAAGAGGAAAGUACCGAGUAAUGGGACUAAGGGGUGGACUAGUCGGGUGGUUUUGCUUUAAUAAUGACUGGCAUAUCGACGAAAUAUUUUUUUGCUGGUUAUUCUGUUGGAUAAAUGAAAAUCAAAGUAUAGAUAUUUAUUGUAAAUAUAAUGCUAUAUCGGUGUUAUAAUAAAGAGGAAUAAACGAA
Messenger RNA from Tribolium castaneum (red flour beetle), 2226 nucleotides. RefSeq lists its product as uncharacterized. Lineage: Eukaryota; Metazoa; Arthropoda; Insecta; Coleoptera; Tenebrionidae. Gene Ontology annotation, cellular component: plasma membrane. The transcript has 5 exons. Gene Ontology annotation, biological process: transmembrane transport; amino acid transport. Bases 131 to 2059 code for a protein of 642 amino acids. The record is from RefSeq and is a predicted model, not a curated record. Gene Ontology annotation, molecular function: amino acid transmembrane transporter activity.